UUCCACCGAGAAGCUGGAAGCCUACAGAAUCAGCCUACCCGUCAAUCAAACGGAACAGGCCAAUAGAUCAUUCCAGAACCCCGUCCACGUGGCGCCACCUAACCUCACUCUCUUCCCCCAGGAAACCUUUUUAUCUCCACCUCGUCACUCUCUUCUUCUCGGCAAACCCAAUAUCUCUCGAGUCUCGACUGUCUCUCUAGCCAGCCUAUACCAGCUUCUCUCAUUUCUGCGAUCAUUUCAAAACUAAACCCUCUGAGCUUCUUCUAUGGCGUGCUCUGCUCAAAUCAACGUCCUGGGCACUCCCCCGGGUGCUUCACUCCCAAGGACGCUGUUUUUAGGUCAGAGAUUGGGACAAACGGCGCCGUUGCGGGGCUUCGUCACCCUACGAUCCAACGGCGCUGCUCGAAGGGCGGGACCGCUCCGCAUAGUAAACGAGAAAGUUGUGGGGAUCGAUUUGGGGACGACUAACUCCGCCGUUGGUGCUAUGGAGGGUGGUAAGCCCACCAUAGUGACCAAUGCUGAGGGCCAGAGAACCACGCCGUCCGUCGUCGCUUACACUAAGAGCGGCGAUAGGCUCGUCGGUCAGAUCGCAAAACGACAGGCCGUUGUGAACCCGGAGAACACCUUCUUUUCGGUGAAGAGGUUUAUUGGGAGGAAGAUGUCUGAGGUUGACGAAGAGUCUAAGCAGGUCUCCUACAAGGUUGUUAGGGAUGAGAAUGGGAAUGUUAAGCUUGAUUGUCCUGCUAUUGGCAAACAGUUCGCCGCCGAAGAAAUCUCUGCUCAGGUUUUGAGAAAGCUUGUGGACGACGCUUCAAAGUUUUUGAAUGAUAAAGUCACCAAAGCUGUGGUUACUGUGCCUGCUUACUUUAAUGAUUCUCAAAGAACUGCUACAAAAGAUGCUGGCCGUAUUGCUGGGUUGGAUGUUCUGAGGAUCAUUAAUGAACCUACUGCUGCUUCCCUAGCAUAUGGUUUUGAAAAGAAGAACAAUGAAACUAUCUUAGUAUUUGACCUUGGAGGUGGUACUUUUGAUGUCUCAGUGCUGGAGGUCGGUGAUGGAGUGUUUGAGGUGCUAUCUACUUCUGGAGAUACGCAUUUGGGUGGUGAUGAUUUUGAUAAGAGGAUUGUGGAUUGGCUUGCUGCGGAAUUCAAAAGAGAUGAAGGAAUAGAUCUAUUGAAGGAUAAACAAGCCCUUCAGCGGCUGACAGAGACAGCUGAGAAGGCCAAAAUGGAGUUGUCAUCUUUAACGCAGACAAAUUUAAGCUUGCCUUUCAUUACUGCGACUGCAGAUGGCCCCAAGCACAUUGAGACAACACUUACAAGGGUCAAGUUUGAGGAGCUGUGCUCUGAUCUCCUUGACAGACUUAAAACACCAGUUGAAACUUCGUUGAGGGAUGCAAAACUCUCCUUUAAAGACCUAGAUGAGGUAAUACUUGUUGGUGGCUCAACCCGUAUACCAGCUGUUCAGGAGCUUGUGAGGAAGUUAACCGGAAAGGAACCAAAUGUUACAGUCAAUCCUGAUGAAGUUGUUGCCCUUGGGGCUGCAGUUCAGGCUGGUGUAUUAGCUGGAGAUGUGAGUGACAUCGUAUUGUUGGAUGUGACACCACUGUCACUGGGUUUGGAGACUCUGGGUGGCGUCAUGACAAAGAUCAUCCCAAGAAAUACCACUCUCCCUACCUCUAAGUCGGAGGUGUUCUCAACGGCUGCAGAUGGGCAGACAAGUGUGGAGAUUAAUGUCCUUCAAGGGGAGAGAGAAUUUGUUAGAGAUAACAAAUCUCUUGGCAGUUUCCGUUUGGAUGGUAUCCCGCCUGCACCACGUGGGGUUCCUCAAAUUGAAGUAAAGUUUGACAUUGAUGCCAAUGGUAUUCUCUCGGUAUAUGCUGUUGACAAGGGCACUGGCAAAAAGCAGGACAUCACCAUUACUGGUGCGAGCACAUUGCCCAAUGAUGAGGUACAAAGAAUGGUUAAUGAAGCAGAGAAGUUUGCAAAGGAGGACAAGGAGAAGAGAGAUGCCAUUGACACAAAGAACCAGGCAGAUUCCGUUGUCUACCAGACUGAGAAGCAGCUGAAGGAACUGGGAGACAAGGUUCCAGCCCCAGUUAAAGAGAAGGUUGAGGCAAAACUCGGAGAACUCAAGGAAGCUAUUUCUGGGGGUUCAACCCAAGCUAUUAAGGAUGCCAUGGCUGCUCUCAACCAGGAAGUCAUGCAGCUUGGACAGUCCCUUUAUAACCAGCCUGGUGCCCCUGGUACAGGCCCAACAGCACCCGGUGCUGAAGCUGGGCCUUCAGAGUCAUCAUCAUCAUCCGGCAAGGGACCUGAAGGAGAUGUUAUCGAUGCAGAUUUCACCGACAGCAAGUGAGCAUAUAUUUUGGAUAGAUAGUGGUUUUCUUUUUUGUUUUUCUUGCUUACUAAAUGUGUAUAAUAGGAGAACCGAGAUGGGCAGGAUCCGAUGGGGUAGUUGGGGUUGGUUGGGUUCAUUUUUGUUUGGACGAGAAUGGGAAAUAUUGUUGCUAGAAGAUAGAGGAUUAGUUACUUUACUUGAAAUUAAAUUAGAUGAAGAUAGCAAGAUGGUGGAUUGAUUAGUUUGAGCAGCAUCCCCGUUUAAAUGCUGAACAGUGACGUUAACUGAGGAGUGUGUAUCUUGCUUCUACCCAAUAAUAAUCCCUACUCCUUUUGGGCCUUGCCAUA
This is a messenger RNA of Rosa rugosa (rugosa rose), 2685 nucleotides long. RefSeq names its product stromal 70 kDa heat shock-related protein, chloroplastic-like. Gene Ontology annotation, cellular component: cytoplasm; chloroplast. Gene Ontology annotation, biological process: cellular response to unfolded protein; protein refolding. The transcript has 8 exons. The record is from RefSeq and is a predicted model, not a curated record. Gene Ontology annotation, molecular function: misfolded protein binding; heat shock protein binding; ATP binding. The coding region runs from base 266 to 2356 and encodes 696 amino acids. Lineage: Eukaryota; Viridiplantae; Streptophyta; Magnoliopsida; Rosales; Rosaceae.